CAGAGUCAUGUUUACCUGCCACCUACCAUGGUGGAGAUCCAGUGUUCCGUGGCUGCCAGGUCACUUUCUGCCUCGUGUCUGGGAGAGGUGCCAACCACCGAGUCAUAGAGGAGGCAACACGACCGCAGGGCAGGGGCAACACGUCGGCGUGCAGGAGAAAUGAGUAUUAGAAGAUCUGGAAAGGCCCCUUGCAAGGAGAGAAAUGGAGACCCUGUUCCAUGAGCAGCCCGAGACUGAGAACCAGUAUUUGGAAGAUGCUUUGCUUCGGAGUUACUUGAAAACACACCUUCCUCCCAAGGUCUGGAGUGCAUGGAACAGGGACCUGGAAAGAUUUGGAAACCGCCUGCUCGCCCAGGUCAGAGCCUUGGGCUGGGAACGCGAGCUGAACCCCCCGUGUCCGGCAGUGAGAUGCCUGGGGCGGCGCGUGGAUCUCAUCGUCACCUGCUCGGCCUGGAGGAGGAUGAGGGAGAUUGCAGCAGAAGAGGGUGCUGAGGCCCACGAGAGAAGAUACUCCAACUGCAGACAUCUGCAUCAGGCUGUCAAACUCUACUUAUUCUUAAGCUCCUCUGGAGGAUUCAACUGUCCACUGGCCAUGACGGAUGGGGCAGCCAGAGUCAUUGAGUCACUGGGUAUUCCUAGAUCUCUGAAAAAUGCUUUUGGCCACCUGACAUCUCGAGACCCCAAGAAGUUCUGGACCUCUGGCCAGUGGAUGAUGGAGCGCAGGGGAGGCUCUGAUGUUGCUAACAGCACAGACACAGUGGCCAGGAAGCAGCCAGAUGGAACAUAUCAUCGCUAUGGUUUCAAAUGGUUCACAUCUGCAGCUGAUCCUGAUGUGACACUUACCCUGGCCAGGGCAGUGGAUGCUGAAGGCGAGGGUUCCGGUGGUCUGUCCCUGUUCUUCCUCAAGGUUCGAGAUGAGGACGGGAAGCUCAACAACAUCCAAGUGCAAAGGCUGAAAGACAAGUUGGGCACAUGGCAGAUGGCAACAGUAGAGCUGUGGCUGGAUGGAGCUAAAGCAGAGCUAGUCUCUGCAGAGGGUUGGGGAGUGGCCUCCAACAUGCUGAACAUAAUUCCGAUCCACAAUGUCAUUGGUGCAGUAGCUUCCAUGAGAAGGAUGAUCAGUCUGAGCAGGGAGUACGCCCGCAGGCGGGUUGCCUUUGGGAAGCUCCUCAAGGACCAUCCCCUACACAUGCAGAUGAUAGCGCAGAUGGAGGUGCAGGCACGAGGGGCAUUCCUGCUCCUUAUGGACAUCGUUUGUCUGCUUGGACUUGCAGAAACCAACAUGGCAAGUGAGCAAGACCAGCUUCUCCUGAGACUGCUGAUAGCAGUUGCCAAACUGUACACUGGGAAGCAGGUAUGGAAUGUGUUUAUUGAGGCAAUGGAGGGUUUUGGAGGACAAGGUUACAUGGAGUAUACAGGUUUGCCAGUCAUAGUCCGUGAUGCUCUGAUAAUCGCAGCCUGGUUUGUGUUGGAAGGGACCUUGAACUUCCUUUCGGCAACGUGAUCCCACCAGCCCCUUCCCAUGCAGGAGGUAAACACGUUGUGGUUCUUCCUGUCAUUGUUUUUCUUGCAGAGAAAACUGGAUCUGGCUUCGAGCACUGGGGGCCUGGAGCCCGCCGUGAGGCAGACACGGGCUGCGCUGGGGAGACUGGAGCAGUUCAUGCGAGCAGCUGGUUCCAAGGGGGCACUGACGAUGGAGCUGGCAGCAAGAGACUUCUCCUACGCCCUGACGAGGAUCUACACAGGAGCUCUUCUAAUUGAACACACAGCCCGGCCUGAUGCUUCCUCCACAGGCAUUGCCGCUGCUCGAAGGUGGUGCAGCCAGGAGCCGUGUCCUGCGGCCGCGGAGCUGGAGAACGGCAGCUACGAGGCGGAGGCAGCGCUGGUGGAGGGGGGCAGCCCUGCCUGCAGCAGCAGGCUCUGACCUCCUGGAGGUCCAGCUCCGGAGGCUGCGACCCCAAAUCCUGCGGCACAGUGGGGAUGUGCCACCAGUGGCCAGGCCAAACCCUUCCAGAGCGACCCCAACCUGCUCCAGUGCAACACCGGUGCUUCAUGCUAUGAUCUGCUGCCACAGCCACAGCCUCGAGGCCCAGUCUGAGGCACUGACAUGGGCUUACCAUGGCUUAGGUGAAGACUGAGUGAUCAGAUCCAGAGGAUGACAAUGCAGCAGCUCUGCAGGUGUUCUUUUUAAAGAACAGCAACAAAAAUCAAACUGAAAGUUAGUUGAAGCUGAUUAAACACAGAAAACCACCCAUUUUCCCUGCUCACCUUCUUGCUUCCCGGUGCCACACACCACCUUCCACCCUGGCUCUUGCUGGGAUGGGGUUUCCUGCGGGGGCCACAUCUCUUCACACAAGCAGCCACUCAGCAGCUGGUCCUGAUGGAACAUUUGGCUAAACCAGAGGCUUUGUAACCCAAACAUCUCAUUUUCCUGGGCAGGGCUGCCCUGGAGCAGGAUGGUCACUUGGCACUGCACAGCCUAGUGCCUGCUCUGGAUUAUUCCUUUUAUGUUCUGCUUUGUCUCACACGAGCUUUGCUUUUACUCUAAACCAACCUGAAGCAGAAGCUUUACCUUCAUGUGGAUUGUUUUGGGUGCUUUCUCCCUGCUGAAGCUGUAACUUGGCCCCGUGCUCAGCUGAGAUGGGCAAAAGGAACGUUCUCACCCUCCUGCACUUCCCACACGGAUACGGUCAAUGGUCAGUGCCCACAUGGGCACUGCUGCACGGAGCUGAGCCGAGGCUGCUUCGGGAGGAGGUUGCUUCAAUCACAUCCGUCCAGUGACAUCAGAACCGUGUGAGUUGGUACCAGAACUGGUACAAAAGGCCAGGUUGGACACAGGGGCUUGGAGCAACCUGCUCUAGUGGAAGGUGUCCCUGCCCGUGGCAGGGGUUGGAGCUGGAGGAGCUUUAUGGUCCCUUCAGCCCAAACCAGGCUGGGAUUCUGUGGCAUCAAUUCUGCCCUGUUUUAGACUGAAACCCCGUAACUCCCCACCAAAGCAAACGCCUCCAUCGUGACUGUGUCUCGUCACCCUCAGCCGUCCAUCUUCCUGCCUGGUGUCACCCUGAUGACCAAAAGAUUCUCAUUAAAAAGUUGCUAAGAACAGAAGACAGACACUAAUGAAAGAAGUCCCUGUUCUCACCCCCAGUGCUGCCCGCCGGGGAUCACCUCAGCCCUUCCCGAUGGAGCUCACAUGGAUUUCUGAACACCAGGAUUACGUUUUCCUAAUAUAUGAGCUAUGAUUUGCCUAAAAUUCAGCCCCACAGACGGGGAACCCAGCACAAGCUCCAAUACAGAGACACGAGGGGCUGUAAAGCUGUCACCAUGUAGGAAAAUGACAGAUUUAUGAAGAUGUAAAUAUUCACUCUGAGGCUGCAGCAGAAUAAAUGCUGGUUCAAAUAAGCACCAGGGUCUAAUGCUUUGAACUGCUGCUGAACAGCUCUUUGCUCUCCUGGGUUUAGAAGAUUUAAUGUGCCUGAAGUCAUUAAUCAAGACUCCAGCUGUCAUCUGGAUACACAUUCCACCAAAACCCCAAUAAAGUACAAUCAGAUGUUGCCACUGCAGAGAACUCAGUGAACAGCAGAACUAGGGGUAACUGGCUUAAAAAGGUCGUUGUUAAACAGCAAGAUAAAACUGCAGCAGCAUUUA
Strigops habroptila (Kakapo) is the source of this 3645-nucleotide messenger RNA. RefSeq names its product acyl-CoA dehydrogenase family member 11-like. Gene Ontology annotation, molecular function: oxidoreductase activity, acting on the CH-CH group of donors. The record is from RefSeq and is a predicted model, not a curated record. Lineage: Eukaryota; Metazoa; Chordata; Aves; Psittaciformes; Psittacidae.